Molecule: messenger RNA, 1638 nt
Organism: Penicillium samsonianum
Lineage: Eukaryota; Fungi; Ascomycota; Eurotiomycetes; Eurotiales; Aspergillaceae
Product: translation initiation factor eIF2B subunit gamma
Exons: 3
Coding region: 1-1638 (545 amino acids)
Biological process (GO): cytoplasmic translational initiation
Cellular component (GO): guanyl-nucleotide exchange factor complex; eukaryotic translation initiation factor 2B complex
Molecular function (GO): guanyl-nucleotide exchange factor activity; translation initiation factor activity
Source: RefSeq, a predicted model, not a curated record
AUGCCUCACUCAGUAUCCGUGCCACCAACGGGCCUGCAGGCCCUAAUUCUUUGUGGCCCUGGUGUAUCGCUCAACACAUUCACUUCGAACCCCGAGGAAUACCCAAAAUGCCUUAUCCCUGUGGCCAACCGUCCGAUGCUCUGGUACGCCCUAGACUGGUCGAAAAGGAUGGGCAUUACUGAUGUCACUUUGGUCACUCCUCCCUCUUCGCUCGCUCCCCUCCAGGCCGCUCUACGACAGAACCCACAUCUUACCUCACUCCCUUCGCCAUCAGUCAUCGCACCGGCGGAACUCGAGAUGACGACAGGCACAGCAGAGCUUCUUCGUCUGCCCGAGGUGCAGACCUGUAUCAAAUCAGACUUCCUUCUGUUGCCUUGUGAUCUAGUUUGCGAAAUACCCGGCGAGUCUCUACUUGAAGCAUGGAUGGUGUCUGGCGGCGAGAAAAAUCGUCGGAAUGGACUCAGCAUGUACUAUCAGACACAGGGUCGGGAGGAGAGUGUCAAGGGCGAAGCUACGGACUUUUUGGCAGUUGCACCACUUGAGCAGAACGAGGCUCCUACCGUGUCUCAUGCCGCGCCUCGUUCCUCGCUCUCCAAGCUAGUCCUCUCCAUGCCCAUGGCCACAUUGAAAGAGAAAUUGGAAAAUGAUAAGGGCUUCCUUGUGCGCCACUCCCUGGUGGAUACGCAUGCGCAGGUGAAGUUGCUGACGACAUACCGUGAUGCGCAUAUCUACGUCCUACCUUACUGGGUCAAGGACAUGGCUCGUUUGAAUGAGCAGUUCCAGUCGGUCGGCGAAGACUUGGUUGGAUGGUGGGCCAAAUCGGAAUGGCAGCAAGGCCUCAGCGACAAGCUGAAGAUCAACGAAAUCUUCCAUCAGAAAAGCCGUCGCCAGAGCCACGGGCUCACUCUAGGCGAGAGUGAAAGCCAUGACGAUGAAUCCCUCGAAGGUGAAUCGCUGGAGGAAGAGAUUGAUCUACAGAGCAUGAGCACUACCAAAGCCACCCCAGCCAAGUUCAGCACAGCCGCAUCAGACCCCCAAUUCGCCUCUCGUGUCAAGGGUCCCACCUCGCAAACUGUCAAGAGUUCCAAGUCAAAUCUACCACCGAUGCUCGCUUACGUUCAAAAGGGCACAGCACCUUUUGUUCGACGGGUUGAUUCGUCCGCCGUACUUCUGUCUACCUCUCUCCGUCUUGCUAAGCUGGAGUCCAUCGAAGAGGUUGGCCGAGUUGCUUCGUCGGCAUUCGCGCACGCCUCCAAAGUGGCGAACACAGCUAGCAUCGCGCAGCGUUGUACCGUCACGAGGAACGACUGUCUAGUGGAUAAUAACUCGACGGUUGAGGAGAAGUGUGUGAUCAAGGAGACCAUCAUCGGUGCUAAUUGCCAUAUCGCCAGCGGUGCUCGGUUGACUCGUUGUUUGAUCAUGGACGGUGCUGUUGUUGGCGAGCGCUGUCAAUUAACGGGUACGAUUGUUGGACGCCGCAGCAAGAUCGGCCGGGAAACCGUGCUGAAGGAUUGCGAGGUUCAAGAUGGAAACGUUGUUCCUGAUGAAACAGACGCCAAAAACGAGAAAUUCAUGAUCUUUGAGGGUCUUGACGAUCAAGAUGAUAUGGAUGCUUCGGAGGAUGACCAAGAUUAUUGA